Molecule: messenger RNA, 4791 nt
Organism: Closterium sp. NIES-65
Lineage: Eukaryota; Viridiplantae; Streptophyta; Zygnematophyceae; Desmidiales; Closteriaceae
Source: the annotation of a GenBank genome assembly
AUGCCAUGCCGGCACUCGUACCAUGCGCACGCGGUAACGUGGGAGUGGGCGGACAGGAGCUGCGGAAAAGGCGCAAAAACCUCGGCGGAGCAUCAGAAGGAGGAUGAGGCGUGCGCUUGCUUCUUCCCCACCCCCGCUUCCGCGCAAUUUUCUCCCGCCAUCACCCCCUGCCUCCUCCUCUCCGCGCAUCCCCUUCCGCCCUCCAUGCUGACGUCACCGCUGCCCGCCGCCAUCCCUCUCCCCCACACGCGGAGCCUGUGCUUCUCCCCGCGCCUUCUCCCCGCGGGCGCUGUCGCCCUCUGCUGCGCGUGCAUUUCGCGCGCCCUCCGAUUUCAGGCGCACUUCCUCCACCCCCCCGCCCCUCUGCGCGCUGCCCCUAGCGCCAGUGGCGGAGAGGGGAACAGAGGCACGAGCGGGGGGAGUGAGGAGGGGAAGGAAGGGAGGAAAGGGGGAGGAGAGAGCAGGAGGGAAGAAGCGGGCAAGGAGUCGAAAGGUGGAGCGUACGAGGCAAGAGGGGAUUGUAGGUGCUGUGAGAAGCAAGAUCAUGGGGAAGAAGGGGGCGGUGAGUCGAGUGGCUGGCCGAAGGGGAAGGAGGAAGGGCGGGCAGAGCAGCAUGGGAUGAAAUGGCUGCCCGGAUUCCUAGUGCUGCCACUCAACCGUUCCUCUCAGUUGCCCGUUCAGCUGCCCGGCUGUGUGCGUGAAAGGGCGGUGUGCUUGCAUGAGGCAGCGUACAGUGGAAGGGGUUUGGUAGGCAGGACAGGGGAGCAGGAGAGAGGGGCCAUUUCGGGAGAGGAAGAAACGAACGUGGAGGAAAGACAUAUGGAGGAGGGCAAAGCAGGAGAGGAGGAGAGAAGAGGAGAGAAGGAGAGAAGAGGUGGUGAGGGGAGAAGAGGAGGGGAGGAGGGAGGUGGUGAGGAGCAGGGGGAAGUGAUGUUAGCGAAUGGGUGCUUCAGCGCACAGCAGGUGAUGCAUGGUGCUGUCACCCUCGCCCUCCCGCACUCGCACCCACUCCCUCCCUCCCUCUUCCUCGUGCACGCGCUCAGGCCCCACCCCGAACCUCUCUCUCCCUCGCACUCCACAGCACCGGCUUCAACCGCUGAUGACAAGUGUGUUGAGAGAGGCGGGCAGCACGAGCAGUCGCCUCUGCAGCAGCAGCAGCAGCAGCAGGAUGUGAAGGGCGAGGCAGCGAGUGGGGUGUGGCAGGGCAGGAGGGGCGUGAGGAAGGGGCAGAGCACGUGGUAUGACGGGGACUACUGCUCACUCCAUGGCGUGCUGCUGCAGCGCCCGCACCAACCCCUGCUGGAACUCGUGCCAGCGCCCCAGGCAAGUGCUGCCAGGGUGGCGUUUCAAGUCGUGUUUACAUGUUCUGCUCUUGUCCUUCCCUCCCCUUCACUUCUUCUGCCCCAUUAUUCCCUCCCCUCUAUCCCACCUCUCCGCCCCGCUGCUGCCCUGACAUCAGGCGUGCACCAUCACGCGUCUCAUGGCAUCACCGCCCGCCCCAUCCUCCUCCACCCCGCCAUCCCUCUGUCGCCGCAUCGUGGUCCCUCCCGAGCUCUGCUCACUGCUCCUCUCACACGCUCACUACUCCACCACUGCCACCGCUGCCACCACCAUAUGCAGCAGCCCUGCUCCCGUGCCUGCCCCUCCAUCUGCCCCCGUGGCCAGUGGCAGCAGCAGCAGCAGCAGCAGCAGCAGCAGCAGCAGCAGCAGCAGCAGCUCUCCCAUGAGUGCAGCGUGGGCCCCCCCUCCACCGCGCCUCCCACACGUCUCUCCCCCACAUGCAUGCCCAUCGCGCGGCCACUGCUGGAGCUCUUGGGAGACGCGUUUCUCAAGCUCGCCGCAGCACUCUGCGUGCUGCUGCUGCACCCCACCGCUGGCAUCGACGCUGCAGGCAACAUGAUGCAGGUGGGAUGGAUGGAUGGGACGGGCGUGUGCAGUGGGUGGCCGCAUGCGCAGGUGACUUCUGAGUCGACUCAAAAGACGGGCGUGUGCGUGACUCGCCCGUACUUCUCUUCUCCUUCUUCCGUUCCAUCCUUCUCCAUGUCUUUACUAGUCCCCCUCCCAGCCAUCCCCCUCUACUGGCCCCUGUUUGCCCUUUCCCCUCUCCCUCUCCCCUCUCUCUCCCUUCCCCCCCCCGAGCAGCAACUGGUCCCCAACCGCUGCCUUGCUGCAUGCGCCCGUGCCUGCGGCCUUCCCCCCUUCCUCCGCCUCCUCCCCUUCUCCCCCUCUCUCCUCCCCCUGCCCCUGCCGCAGGGGACAGGGGGAGGGGGAGAAAGAGAGGGAAGGGGAGGGGAAAAGGGAGGAGGAGGGCCAAGAUGGUGCUGCGAGCAGUGGGGGGGAGGGUGGGGAGAGAAAGAGGGGAGGAAAGAGCAGAGAGAGGUGGGAGAAGAGAGAGAGGGGGCUAUGGGCGAGGAGGGCAAAGGAGAGUGUGCUGACCUGGCAAGUCGCGUUCGUGGUGCAGGGGAAUAUGAGGCAGAGCUUGUGCGGGCGCACAGGCAUGGUUGCUGCGAGCACGAGGGGCCAUUGCUGGCGUGCGUGCGGGGACAGUGGAGUGGAGAGGGGUAUGGCGCGGUUAGGGAAAGCGGCAGUGAGGGCAGGGAGGGCAGUGGGGGGAGUGAGAGCAGGGAGAGCAGGCAGGGGUGCAUGUGCAGUGCGAGGGGGGAGGAAAGCUUGGAUGGUGGGGUGGCGGUGAGGGUGGUCCCGGGGGGAAGUGCUUCUGUGCAGCACUGUGUGACUAAGGGUGAUAAGGGUGAGGGCGGUAGGGGCGGUGAGGGAUUGCGGUUAAGUGGGGGACAGGCGAUGGGGGGCGGAAGGGGAGGAGAAGGAGAGGAGUGGUGGGCAGCGAGUGCAUCGGUGCGAGUGAGUGAGGGAGUGUGUGCAGACAGUGUGGAGUCCGUUGUGGGGGCAGUGCUGGUGGGUGGUGGGGGCGAGGCAGCAGCCGCACACGUGCUCUGUGGGAUGGGCGUCGUGCCUUGCCAUGGUGCAUGCGCUGUGCCUUGUGCAUGCACCCAUGGGCUCAUGCCGGCGGGGUUGGGUAGAAGCGAGAAGCAACUUGAGGGGAAGCGAGAGAAAGGUGGAGAUGGGGGGGAGGUGGGAGGAGAGGGGGUGAGGGAGGGUGGUCAGGGUGCAGGGAGCAGGGAGGAGGGGAGAACGGUGUGUGCGUGUGUGUGCUCGCAUCCGCACACACACCAGUCGUUCCUCCAAGCCCCGGAAAGGGAGAGCGAGGGCGAAUGGCGGGAAGAGGAGGGGGUGUGGUUGAGGGGCGCUGAGAGGGCGCUGGGGCAUGAGUUUGCACAGAAGGAUUUGCUGCUCGUGGCGCUCACUCACCCCUCCCUGCAGCAGCAGCAGCAGCAGCAGCAGCAGCAGCAGCAGCACGUGUGGCAGCAGGCUCGGUACACGUGGCAGCGCCGCAAGCGGUGGGAGCGGCAAGGGGAGCAGCAGGCGGAGAUAGAGAGGGGUGCGGAGAUAGAGAGGGGUGCAGAGAUAGAGAGGGGUGCAGAGAUAGAGAGGGGUGCGGAGAUAGAGAGGGGUGCGGAGAUAGAGAGGGGUGCGGAGAUAGAGAGGGGUGCGGGGAUAGAGAGGGGUGCGGAGAUAGAGAGGGGUGCGGAGAUAGAGAGGGGUGCGGAGAUAGAGAGGGGUGCGGGGAUAGAGAGGGGUGCGGAGAUAGAGAGGGGUGCGGAGAUAGAGAGGGGUGCGGAGAUAGAGAGGGGUGCGGAGAUAGAGAGGGGUGCGGAGAUAGAGAGGGGUGCGGAGAUAGAGAGGGGUGCGGAGAUAGAGAGGGGUGCGGAGAUAGAGAGGGGUGCGGAGAUAGAGAGGGGUGCGGAGAUAGAGAGGGGUGCGGAGAUAGAGAGGGGUGCGGAGAUAGCGAGGGGUGCGGAGAUAGAGAGGGGUGCGGAGAUAGAGAGGGGUGCGGAGGUGGGGAACUCGGAGGGAGGCCGAGAGGAGGGAAAAAGAGAUGGGGAUGGUCCGUGGAGUGGCGGCAGUGAGGAGGGACUUAAUGAGGAGGGGUUGGGGUUGGAGGGCAGUGCGUGGACGUUUGAGCGCAUGUACUGUGUGGGCAACGCCGUGCUGGAGUACUGCCUCGUGCUCCAUGCUCUGCUGGGCCAGGCCGCGGAUGAGGGGGCAGGGCAGCACGGCGGGAACAGGCUUCACCAUGUCAGCGCCUUGAAGCAGCACGUGCUAUCGCACGAGGCCCUGGCAGCGCUGGCCGUCACAUGGGGUCUGCACCGCCACAUGCGCACCGCCUCCCCUCUCCCCGCACACCACAUCGCUGCCUUCUGCGCCUCCCUCACCCAACUCCCCCCAAUGGAAGGGGUGUGUUCGGCAACUGGGGGACGGGAUGGCAGAGCAGGGGAAGGAGGCGAUGGGGGGAGCCGUGGGGAGGGGGCAGGAGGAGCGGAAGGGCGAACUCGGGCGGAGGGAGCGAUGGGAGGGAAGGGAGAGGAGGGAGCAGAAGGAGUGGAGGGCGGGGAGGGCGUGGAGGUGCAGUGGGUGGUGAGUGCCCCUCGAGCGCUGUCUGAGACGGUGCAGGCGCUGGCAGGGGCUGUGUUCCUGGACGCCCACUCGCACCCUGCUGCUGCCGUCUGGCAGGUGUUCGCCCCGCACCUGCUCCCCCUGUUCCCCCCAUGCCCCUGCCCGCCCCACCCAAUGACGGAGCUGCAGCACCUGUGCACGCGCAACAAGUGGUCCCUGCAGGUGCGCGCUGGGGGGGGCAAGGGAGGCCAGCAACUGGUCGGUGGGAGGGGAGGAGGUGGAUUGGCAGGGAUAAGGGGGAAGAGACGGAAUAAUUAG